Molecule: messenger RNA, 142 nt
Organism: Funneliformis mosseae
Lineage: Eukaryota; Fungi; Glomeromycota; Glomeromycetes; Glomerales; Glomeraceae
Source: the annotation of a GenBank genome assembly
AUGGAUGCCGUAAGUGGUCAGACUUAUCCUACUGGGGAAGCCAUCGAAGAAGAAUUGGCAUAUUUUGAUGAUCCUGCACCUCAGUCAGUGAAAAAAAUGAAUAGAGAAGCUAUUUCGCAAUCAGGGGGAGAAACAAACGAAA